Molecule: messenger RNA, 313 nt
Organism: Staurois parvus
Lineage: Eukaryota; Metazoa; Chordata; Amphibia; Anura; Ranidae
Source: the annotation of a GenBank genome assembly
AGUGUCCGGACUGGAAGGGGGGGAAAGUUUUCGGACUGGAAGGGGGUGAAAGUGUCCGGACUGGAAGAGGGGGAAAGUGUCCGGAGUGGAAGGGGGGGAAAGUGUCCGGACUGGAAGGGGGUGAAAGUGUCCGGACUGGAAGGGGGUGAAAGCGUCCGGACUGGAAGGGGGUGAAAGCGUCCGGACUGGAAGGGGGGUGAAAGUGUCCGGACUGGAAGGGGGUGAAAGUGUCCGGACUGGAAGGGGGUGAAAGUGUCCGGACUGGAAGGGGGGGAAAGUGUCCGGACUGGAAGGGGGUGAAAGUGUCCGGACU